AGAGAAAAAAAAUUGUGUCUGACAUUAGUAAGGAUAACGAUAAUUUGAGUGACACAAAUAAUUCAUUUUUAUCAGCUGCAACACCUUUCCGAAGUUCUGGUACUAAUAAAGUACCACACGAAUCUUUUUUAAACGAUGUUGGUGCAAUUCCCUCACCUGCUUUCCCCAUCCAGUUACAGGCAAACAAAGAUAUAAAUUGGAAAAUAAAAUCUACUAGUACCAUGGCUACUUCGAGUGAUUUUUUUAAAAAAACAUUAAAUGUCCCGGCUUUAGUAGAAAAAGCAGCCUGCAGCAACAAAACACCUGGGUAUAAAACUAUAUCAGCAGAAGCAACUGUUCCAAAUUCAGCAUUAAAAUUAGUUUUGGAUAAACUUGCAACAAUGCAGCAAGAAACUUUGCAUAUUUCGCAAGUGCAGCAAAAUAUGUUUAAUGCUUUUCAAAAAAUGGUUGCUGUAAAGAAGCGUGAACUUCCAGAGUGCGUAGAGUUACCAGUUAAAACUUUACUAGAGCUCAAAAGUUUAGAAAAAAAUCUAGAUAAGAAGGAUUUAGCUCAAGCUGUUAGUAAACACUUGGGAAUGAGAGGAGGGAAAGAUGUCAGUGAUACCACAAGACGCAUUUUAGAAAAAUUUUUAGUAAUGAUCUGGCUAAGAAACUUAAUUGGGCAGGGCGAUGUAAUAAAACUGGAGUGAAAGAUUUAAAAAUCGUAUCUUGUAUAAAAGCUGCUGUGCAAAUUAAUAAGUCUUUUGACGCAAAUGAAGUCAGUAUUGAAAAUGUUGUUAAAUCAUGGUUAAAGUAUGCCGGGGAUCGCGAAGGUGGAAGGGAUGCUCCCAAUAGAGUUAAAAGGAAGGAAUUGUCUAUUUAUCAAGAUAAUGUCAUGGAUAAUGAUGAUGAAGUUGUGUCUAGUGAAGCAUUUGUUAUGUAAUUCAUUUGACAGCUGUUAAAGAGGGAGAAGGUAACAAUUAAUUGGGAGUGUAUUCAUUAUAUGCAUUAGCUGCAUUUUAGCGGUAUGGAAUUCUUAUAAUAUUUGUAUAGGAUAAUUUUGAAGCUGGUAGUCUCUAAAUUUUGCAGUGGAAUACUGAUACUAUUAUUCAUUAAUUUUCUGUUAUAUACAUAAGUUUUCAGUUUCGUUCAUUUUCUGUUUAGAUGUGAGCCAAAAAUGCAAUAUCAAGAAAUGCACCUAUUAUUAUACUUUAAAAAACAUUUUGUUGCUUUAAUUUGUUGUUUAGGGGCUGUCCAUAAACAACGUCACGCAUCUAGGGGAGGGAGGGGGUCCAGUAUUUUGUGACGAUAUGUGACAAGGGGGGAAGGGGAGGUUGGAAAAAAGUGACGUCAUGAUACACAAUUGUAUAUAUAUUAACAAUUUU
Hydra vulgaris (swiftwater hydra) is the source of this 1364-nucleotide messenger RNA. The record is from RefSeq and is a predicted model, not a curated record. Lineage: Eukaryota; Metazoa; Cnidaria; Hydrozoa; Anthoathecata; Hydridae.